ACUUAUAUAUAAAGACGCUAACUUUUUCUGCCUUACCUCCUCUCCUUUAAGAGCCUAAACCGGAGAGAGAGAGAGAGAGAGAGCCCUCAGCCAGCGACCACUUCCCAUUCGGAGAAGUGCGGCAAUUAGUACUGGCCUCCCCCCCUUUCUCCUCCGGUGGCUGAACUGCGGCGGCGGAGCAGGAGUUCGACAUGGGUCAGCAGCUGAGCUGCGUCGCGAGUCAGGAGCACGGGGAGCUCUUCACCGCCGUGCAGUUUGGUGAGUUGGAAAUCGUGAAGAUUAUGCUGGACAGAGAUCCGUCUCUGCUUCACCAAACCACUGUCUACGAUCGCCAGUCUCCCCUUCAUAUCGCCGCUGCCAAUGGCCAGAUCGAGAUUUUGUCGAUGCUAUUGGAGCGAUCCGUGGAUCCAGAUAUUGUGAAUCGUCACAAGCAGACUCCACUUAUGUUGGCCGCAAUGCAUGGGAAGAUCUCCUGCUUGAAGAUGCUGAUUGAGGCUGGGGCAAAUAUAUUGAAGUUCGAUUCCCUCAAUGGACGGACUUGCUUGCACUAUGCUGCCUACUAUGGCCAUUCCGAUUGCCUUCAAGUCAUUCUUUCCACUGCCCAGUCCAGCCCAGUUGCUGCAUCCUGGGGUUAUGCGAGAUUUGUGAAUAUUAGAGAUGGCCGAGGAGCCACACCUCUGCAUUUAGCUGCCCGUCAGAAACGUCCUGAAUGUGUUCAUAUAUUGUUGGACAACGGUGCUCUUGUUUGUGCUUCAACCGGUGGAUAUGGCUGUCCAGGAAGCACUCCUCUUCAUCUGGCGGCCAGGGGUGGGUCACUUGAUUGCAUCCGUGAGUUGCUGGCUUGGGGGGCCGAUCGUCUUCAAAGAGAUGCAUCUGGGAGGAUCCCUUAUGGGGUUGCCUUGAGGCACAAACAUCCAAACUGUGCAGCACUGUUAAACCCUUCAUCCGCAGAGCCUCUAGUAUGGCCAUCGCCUUUGAAGUUCAUCAGUGAGCUUAAUCAAGAGGCAAAAGGUUUGUUAGAACGCGCCUUGAUGAAGGCGAACCGGGAAAGGGAAAAGAGCAUCUUCAAAGGAUCAUCUACCUGUUCAGAUCAUUCUCCACAGAUUGCUGAUGCUGAGGUAGAUGACAAUGCAUCAGAGGUAAGCGAUACGGAACUAUGCUGCAUCUGCUUUGAGCAGGUGUGCACGAUCGAAGUCCAAGACUGCGGUCACCAAAUGUGUGCACAUUGCACGCUGGCCCUCUGCUGCCACAACAAGCCUAAUCCGACAACUGCAUCGGUGACACCUCCUGUGUGCCCUUUCUGUCGAAGCACCAUUGCCCGUCUCGUGGUUGCAAGAGUCAAGAUCAGUGAAGAUGCUGCUGAUGAAAGCCUUGGAGGGUUUGGCUCCCCAAAGCUGAGAAAGUCAUGGAAGUCGCGAAACUUGAGCGAAGGAAGCAGCAGCUUCAAGGGGCUGUCGGCAAACUUGGGGUCAUUUGGGAAAAUGGGAGGCCGUGGCUCGGGAAGGAUUGCAGCAGAGAAUGAGUGGAUGGACAAACCAUGCCAGUAAUAAGAAAGGUAAAGAAGCCAUGGAUGAUUGGGAGAAAGAAGAACCACAGCACAAUCUGGUAAUCAAAGAUUCCCUAUAUUGGCAAUCAAAGCUUUCUCCUUUUUGUUACUUGUGGCCAGCCACUUGCAAUGAAGUAAUUCCCUUAACAACUGUUGAAGAGAUCUCAUUGGGAAGUGGAGGGGGUUGUCGGUGAAGGACCCAUUUGUUGUAUACAUAAAAAUAUAAAAUAGAUAGGGGGAAGUGAAGGAGUGGGGGAGGGUCCAAUUUGGUUAAGAAAUUGUAAAAUUGGGGAAUAAGCAAAGUUGAUGAGAAAUUUGGGUAUGGGAAAAGGAGAUGGGGGCUGGUUGGUGAGUUUGGUGAAGAUAGAGUUGAAGUGUGUCUCUGUGGGUUCCUUUAUUUGUUGUAAUCUAUUGGUUUACUUGAGAUUGAAGCAGCAGCAUUUGCUGCUCUUUGUUGUUGGAUUUGGUUUACCUGAUUUGGUAUGGGGCAAAAGAAUGAAUGCAAUUCUUGUGUAGAUUUUGUGAAAUAAAUAAAGGUAACCAAAAGCUUGGAGCAAGAUUAUUUGA
Linum tenue is the source of this 2113-nucleotide messenger RNA. NCBI's taxonomy places the organism in Eukaryota, Viridiplantae, Streptophyta, Magnoliopsida, Malpighiales, Linaceae. The record is from the annotation of a GenBank genome assembly.